UGCAGCUGUCUAGUGGCUGCUCAACUCUUACUGUAUCAACUUUUUAACUCAGCCUCAAAUUUUACCUUCAUCUCGUCUUGUCGUUAGCUCUCCCAAUCAGGAUCAUGACAAUCAACCACGUCUUCGUGUAUGUUACUAGCCAGCGCAUGGCCGCCAUGCAAUCGUUUUAUAAGGCUGUUCUCAAACCACUCGGAUAUAAUGAAAUGAUUCGAGCUUUCGAAGGCAAGACAGUUGGAUACGGCAGUGAUUAUCCAUAUCUCUGGCUCCAAGUCGUACCGGAGGGGCACAAGCCAUAUCCUGUCCAUGUUGCCAUUGAUGCCCCUGACGACAAUGCUGUUGACGAAUUCCAUGGGCUUGGACUAAAGGAGGGUGGCACCGACAAUGGCAAGCCUGGGAUUCGAGAACAGAUGAGCCGGCAGCCGUACUACGCGGCCUACAUCUUUGAUCCCGAAGGCAACAAUCUGGAGGCCGUUUGUGUCAAGAAAUGAGGCAGGCAUUGCGGGCAGAUAUUACAGUCACUCGAUUGCUAAUAUAGGUCCUUGGGUCUGUACCGUAAGAUCUAUUGGAUCAAUUCCUUCACUCGAACCCAUGGAGCGAUCGCCAGUAUGUUGUGGGCAUGGUUUAAUGGGCUACUUAAAGCGUUUCGAAAAAGAUACAUUCGAUCAAUCAUAAGCGUGUUGUAACCAUCAAGAUUUACCGCCACUGUGGCAUACUUGCUCGCUUGAUUUAUAAUAUCAAAAGUGUAUCUAGAAACACCAUACGCAUAUCCCGAAGUGUCCUUGCUAGAAGCGUGGCAAGACUGAAUCAUUCUAUGUUAAAUGUAAGCGAGUAUCUGGGUCCAGAAGUGGUAGCACAUCUGUAAGUCGAAUCUCAC
This is a messenger RNA of Lindgomyces ingoldianus, 874 nucleotides long. RefSeq lists its product as uncharacterized. NCBI's taxonomy places the organism in Eukaryota, Fungi, Ascomycota, Dothideomycetes, Pleosporales, Lindgomycetaceae. The record is from RefSeq and is a predicted model, not a curated record. The coding region runs from base 105 to 488 and encodes 127 amino acids. The transcript has 3 exons.